AUGUUAUGGCUGCUAGACAAAGUUGAUUUAUUAAAAUCAUUAUUUUGUCGAGGUCUGCUAAUGGGAGUUCUUAUAGGUGGCUUAGUUUUGGCUAUCGUUAUAUCUCUAUGGUUAACAUCAAAAAUUUCAUCUCAAGACACCACCAUGCAAAUGAUAAAUACAACAACAGCAACAACUGCUACUACUGCAACGACAGCAACAACAGCGACAACAACAACAACAACGACAACAACUACAACUACAACUACAACUACAACAACUAUAACAACAACAACAACGACAACAACGGCAACAACUACAACAACAACUAUAACAACAACAACAACGACAACAACGACAACAACAACAAUGACAACAACAACAAUAACAACAACGACAACAACGACAACAACAACUACAACAACAACAAUGACGACGACAACAACAACUACGACAACAACAACAACAACGACAACGACAACCACAGCAACUACUACUACAACAACAACAAUAACAACAACUACAACUACAACAGCAACAACAACAACAACAAUAACGACAACGACAACGACAACAACGGCAACAACAACAACGACGACAAUAACAACAACGACAACGACAACAACUACAACAACGACAACAUCAACAACAACAACAUCAACAACAACAACGACAACAACAACAACAACGACAACAACAACAACAUCAACAACAACAACGACAACAACAACGACAACAACAAAAACAACAACAACAACAACAACACUUCCACCAUAUAAAUGCUGUUUAUUUGUAAUGUACAUCCAGAGUGUAUGA
Messenger RNA from Rotaria sp. Silwood1, 795 nucleotides. The record is from the annotation of a GenBank genome assembly. NCBI's taxonomy places the organism in Eukaryota, Metazoa, Rotifera, Eurotatoria, Philodinida, Philodinidae.